Messenger RNA from Fundulus heteroclitus (mummichog), 1789 nucleotides. RefSeq names its product vacuolar protein 8. The coding region runs from base 51 to 1757 and encodes 568 amino acids. The transcript has 13 exons. Gene Ontology annotation, biological process: nucleus-vacuole junction assembly. Gene Ontology annotation, molecular function: protein-membrane adaptor activity; protein binding. The record is from RefSeq and is a predicted model, not a curated record. NCBI's taxonomy places the organism in Eukaryota, Metazoa, Chordata, Actinopteri, Cyprinodontiformes, Fundulidae.
CUGCAGGUUGCGUGAUUUGGGCCUGUGUCAUAACCUUUUGUUGUGCAGUCAUGGCCUCGGACUUUUGUGAAAGUUGCUCCCGGUUGCUCCGAGACCUCGCUGAACGUCUGAGGAGAGUUUGGGGAGAGUUCGAGUACAAACUGAAGGGGAGUUUUAGAGAAAUUGCCCAAUGCACCUGCUUUGGGAAUGCACCUGAGAGGAGGACGGCUCAGGAUUUAUCCUCGUUGCAGCGCAUGCAUGAUGAUGAAAUUCCAGUUUUCAAUCAGAGAAGACUCCAAGCACUGUGCCGGCUUGCAGCCUCUCAAAAUGCUGAUCUGCAAAUGACUGUAGCCAUAUAUUACUUGCACAUCAGUCACCACUUGAACUCUCCGCUACCAGAUGCUUUCAUAGAACCAAUCAUGGCUCUUCUUUUGUCCCCUGACCCGGAUGUGCAAAAGACUACUUCCUUCACGCUGGUCAACUUAUUAGCAAACGAUAAUGUGUGUAAGGAGUCAGUGAUCGAGAUGGGCAUGUUGGUGCCGCUGUUGGAGUUGUUCCAGUCCGGUGAUCCCUCUGCUCAGUGUCACUCUUGUGCCUGCGUGGCCAUGCUGGCCUCCUCAGAAUCAAACAGGGAUGCGAUUUUGGUGGAUGGAAUCAUACCUUUGUUGGCUUUGGCAAAAUCCUACGAUCCAGCGGAGCAGCAGAACGCAGCGUGGGCUCUGCUAUAUCUCACCCAGUCAGAUUGGUCAACAAGGCUUCUGUGUCAAGCGGGGGCCAUCCCUGUUUUGGUUCUGCUGCUGCAGUCCUCCAGUUCAGAAGUCCAGUUUUACAGCUGCACGGCACUUUGCAACAUUGCUGCUGAUCAAGAGCAUCGGCCAAAGUUGCUCAGCAUUGGGGGUCAUUAUUUGUCCAAGUCACUUUUGACUCUUUUGUCUUCCUCUGUGCAAAAGAAUUCAGCUCAAGCAUGCAGAUGCCUUCAAAUUCUUUCCAAGAACGUUUGGGUCCAGGAACAGCUCAUGGAGCUGAACUGCGUGUCGCCUCUGAAGGCCCUGCUCAGGAGUUUGAAUGCUGCAUGGAUAAAGUCAGCCUUAACACUGCUGUGUACGCUGUCUGCACAGCCAGCAAACUGUGAUAUCCUCGUGAGUGAAGGAGUGUUGAGGGAAAUCGGUCAGCUCCUUCAUCACCCUAGGUCAAAUUCUGCUCUGAUCUCCCAAAGUUGUCAGAUCAUCACUGACCUCUGCAGCGCCUGCAUGGAUGAGCAGGCUGUGACGGAAAGCCUGUGCUUAUCAGGGCUGCUCAGGGUGCUCCUGUCUCCAUCCCUGUCCGAUGAGACGUUAGUACACGUGACGUUGUGCUUACAUCACCUGAUGACCUGGGAUGGGUUGAGGGCUAAGUUGUCCGGAUCAGUGACACCAGAGCAGGUUUGGAGACUGGUGGAGCUUUCUGGACAGACCAGAAGUUCCCAGUUAUCAUACAGCUCUGCAGCCGUCAUUCACAUGUUUGGAUUGACAGGAGAUUCCCUCCACCUGCUAAGGCCUCACUACGGCGCAGUGUCUAAAUAUCUGUUGCUGUUCCUCAGAAGGAAAGAGGUUAAAUUCCAGCAGCUUGGCAUUGCUACCAUGGUCAAACUCAGGAAUGAUGGAGACUUUUUAACAGCGGUGACUAACGCUGAGCUGGAGGCUGAGCUCUGCAACGUUCAUGCGCAGACCGAGGAGACGAGGCAGCUGCUGCGAAGGAUUCAGCCUCCUCCUCCAGCUUCUGGUUCAUCCUCCCCUUGACUUGCUCAGUUUAUUUUGAUGCAGUGUUUGGA